UGAAGUGAGUCACGUGCCAGUGUUGCGUUCAGACAUUAUGGGGACACACCUGAAUCCACUCUGUGAGGACGUGUCUGUUUGGGGGACAGCAGCAGUGUGUCUGUAGUGUGUGUGUGUGUGUGUGUGCGUGUGUGUGUGUGAGGAUGAGCGGUGGCAAAAAGAGGAGUGGUUUCCAAAUCACCAGCGUGACCUCAGACUUCAACCAAACCCCAGCCGGCCAAUCAGCUCCCACCAUGGUCCUGAGCGUCCUCCAAUCAGCAGCGACCUCCUGCAGCAGUCCUCAGGGAAGCUCCUCCCAGCCCACCACGCCCUCUCUGAAAAGGAAAUACAUUUCCCAGGAUUCCUCGGGGCAGGCAGCGGGCUGUUCUUCCAGGUUCAGAGUGGUGAGGCUGGCGGUGGGAGGAGCUGGCGGCGGUGGGCGGGGCGAGCCUUUCCGCCGCGGGCGAUGGACAUGCACGGACUUCAUAGAGCGACAGGAAGGGGCGGGCUUUAAACGAGUGAUGGACACCAUGAGACACGCCCACUCGCUGGAGUCCCUGGAGCUGAUUGGUCGGGACAUGGACAGAGCCGAGGUUCACUCUCAGGAUACUUCCCAUCUGCUGGCACAGCCAAUCAGAGGCAGGGACCGGUUUGGACUUGUACUGCGUAGCGGGCCUCCGUCCCCGACACACCAAGAGCCAAUCAACGUCCGGCUCAUGGACUCAAAGGAACCAAUAGGAGUACAGAGUUCCACCCCUCCCCCUCCUUCGCCCCGCCCACGGAACAUCCCUCCUCCUCUACGAUUGGAUGUGGACGCAGCUGGGCGGUCUGUCCUUAGACUGUCUCACUCUCAGCCCAGCUCCCCCCCCGCUGGAGUCUACCGUCCCACCCUGACCCCCAUCCUGACCCCAGCUGUGUUCAGUCUGGACCAGACCAUGUUCAACCUGCCGGGGGACGCCAGUAGUUCCAGUAACAGUCUGAUGGCCAUCGACAACAAAAUCGAGCAGGCCAUGGACCUGGUGAAGAGUCACCUGAUGCUGGCCGUCAGAGAGGAGGUGGAGCUUCUGAGAGAACAAAUCAGAGAGCUGCAGGAGAAGAACCAACAACUGGAGAGAGAGAACUACAUCCUGAGAACACUCACACACACACUACACAACAUUUAACACACACACAACCUGCACAACAUGUAACACACACACACACAACCUGCACAACAUUUAACAC
Notolabrus celidotus (New Zealand spotty) is the source of this 1203-nucleotide messenger RNA. Its product is annotated as TSC22 domain family protein 4-like. Gene Ontology annotation, biological process: regulation of transcription by RNA polymerase II. Lineage: Eukaryota; Metazoa; Chordata; Actinopteri; Labriformes; Labridae. The record is from RefSeq and is a predicted model, not a curated record. The transcript is spliced from 6 exons. The coding region runs from base 144 to 1142 and encodes 332 amino acids.